AAAGUUGUUUGUCUCUUAUCGUCGCUCACAAACGAUGUCUCUAGUUCAUGGUUAUUCUUCUGGUGAAGAUGAAGACAUUCACUCCAAGGACGUCUUCGGGUUAUCCUCUAUCUCCGCUGCCAAGAAGAUCCGCUUAGAAGCUGAGGGUUUAACGACUGAGGCAGCUCCUCAUGUAUUGGCAGAAGACCCGUUAAAUCAAACUUCACUAGUCACUCGACCGACAGACACGCAAAUGAACGUGAAUAUCCCGUACCAGGACAUGAUGCUUCCUCUGCAAGGUCCAGAAAAUCCUUUUGGGGACAGAAAACGGUUCUUAAAUCAAAAUGCACUCGCUGGCCAUGUUGAAGAGCAAUCUAUGACUGAACACGCUUUUCGUUCUCAACAUCUUACGCAUUCCAUUCUUGGAUAUUCCGCCAAUCCCUCAGUGGAUCCAAACGCGCCAGCUGUUGUGGGUUCACUGGAUAAUGCCCAAUUUAAUGGUUUCGCAACAAUUGACACGAUACGGGCCACGAAAUCUCAGCGAAAGGAGCUCAAGCGCAAAAGAAAACAACGGGGAAGUCUUGAAGCUGUCGAGGGAGACGGAGCGUAUGUUGGCCCAUGGGCCUCUUGGGAAGGAGACGAGCCAGAAAAUCACUUUUUGACUGGUGUUGAGGCUAAUGAUGGGGAUGAAGAAGAUGAGGAAGAAGAAAAGGCACCCAGAAAAUCGAAACCACCCAAUGUGAACCCCGGCACCCAUGGUCAGGAAACUUCGACGUUCCACGGCAAACAUAUGACAGAUUAUCAAGGGCGGACAUACAUGUCGCCGCCCGCGGCGGAGGCUCCCCAUCUCUUGCAAGAAGCAGGAUCCCAGGACUGCUUCAUUCCCAAGGUUUGCGUUCAUACAUGGACCGGUCACACAAAGGGCGUUUCAGUGAUUCGCUUGUUUCCUGAGAGCGGUCAUCUCAUGCUGAGUGGCUCGAUGGAUACUAAAAUCAAGCUUUGGGAUGUGUAUACCCAUGGGAACUGUCUGCGCACUUUCCAUGGACAUGUGAAAGCGGUGAAAGAUGUAACGUUCUCGAACGACGGAAGGCAGUUCCUAUCCUGUGCCUAUGACCGUUCAAUCAAGUUAUGGGACACAGAAACGGGACAGUGUCUGAAGCGAUUCGGCAAUGGCAAGAUACCAUAUGUUGUACGCUUCCAUCCUGACCAGGACAAGCAACACAUAUUCCUUGCAGGAAUGUCGGAUAAAAAGAUUAUUCAGUACGAUAUGAACUCUGGGGAUAUAACGCAAGAAUAUGACCAACACUUGGGGCCUGUAAAUACCAUAACUUUUGUGGACGAAAAUCGGCGGUUCGUAACGACUUCGGAUGAUAAAACGAUCAGAGCUUGGGAUUUCGAUAUCCCUGUCGUCAUCAAGUACAUCGCAGAGCCACAUAUGCAUUCCAUGCCCGCAGUCACUCUACAUCCUUCUAAGCGUUAUUUCGCUGCCCAAUCGCUGGACAACCAGAUUCUUGUGUACAGCACGGAUAAUUUCCGUCAAAAUCGAAAGAAACGCUUUGCAGGGCACUCCGUAGCAGGUUAUGCUUGCCAGGUUGGAUUUUCGCCCGACGGAAAAUGGUUAAGUAGUGGCGAUGGUGAAGGAAAUAUUGUUUUCUGGGAUUGGAAGACUGGCCGGAUAAAGUCGAGGUUAAAGGCGCAUUCAAAAGUCGUAAUCGCCCAUGAAUGGCUUCCACACGAAACAGUAAGCAAAUUAACCUUUGACGGAACGCCAGCUUCUUCACAUACACCGUAUUCAGUCAAAAGUAAUCACAGCGUCGUGGGAUGGCUUGAUAAAACUUUGGGAUUGAUUGCGGAAGUUGUAUGGGCGACGGUUACCCUUUUUCGACUGACAUGUCCCUUGUGUAUUCUCCGGAUGGCCCCUGCACGUCGCGGGUCGCUAUAAUCGAAAUAUCCUAUCGCCGUUCAAUCAACUGAAGUUGUGCCCUCCUUGGACCCGUGUCCUAAACACGGCUUCUCGUACAGUUCCUGAAAGUGACGUGGUGCCUAGCACUUUGAUCAACCUGUGGACAUAGGUUCCUUUGAUGUGCUUUAUUGUACCGCAUUGGUCAGCUUUGGUCCCGGCCCUAAAUAUGGGGUGCUGAGGGACACUGUAAAUGCCCUUAGAGGCUC
Molecule: messenger RNA, 2148 nt
Organism: Marasmius oreades (fairy-ring Marasmius)
Lineage: Eukaryota; Fungi; Basidiomycota; Agaricomycetes; Agaricales; Marasmiaceae
Exons: 6
Coding region: 35-1921 (628 amino acids)
Biological process (GO): mRNA splicing, via spliceosome
Cellular component (GO): catalytic step 2 spliceosome
Molecular function (GO): protein binding; mRNA binding
Source: RefSeq, a predicted model, not a curated record